CUUAAAAUUAUAUUACGGAAUAAAAUCAUGUCUUGUAAAACAAUUCUUGCUUCAAAGGUUUCCGCUUCUUUCAGAACCCAAAUUAAGGAAGAUAUCAAGGAACGUAAUAUUCGUCCCAAGUUGGUAGGUUUCCUUGCCAAUGAAGACCCUGCUGCUAUCAAAUAUGCUGAGUGGACUGCAAAGACUUGUGCUGAAACUGGUGUUGAAUUUGAACUUCGUAAAACAACCAAAUUAGAAUUGGAGGAAAAGAUUACAGAAGCCAACGAAGAUAAGUCUGUAAAUGGUAUUAUGGUCUAUUAUCCCGUGUUUGGUGGAAAGCAAGACUUGUAUCUUCAAAGCUGUGUCAGUGAGCUUAAGGAUGUUGAGGGUCUUUGUCAUAAGUUUGUACAUAACGUCUAUCACAAUAUUCGUUAUAUGGAUGAAACUGAAACUAUGAAGUGUAUUAUUCCUUGUACUCCUCUUGCUUGUGUUAAGAUUCUUGAAUAUAUUGGUGUUUAUAACCCUGUUAUUCCUUAUGGCAACCGCCUUUAUGGCCGUACAAUUGCUGUUAUCAACCGUAGUGAAAUUGUUGGUCGUCCUUUGGCAGCCAUGUUGGCUAAUGAUGGUGCCAAAGUUUACUCCGUUGAUGUCACUGGCAUCCAAAUCUUUACUCGUGGAUCUGGCAUCAAAUUAUCCGCCCAUAAAGUGGAAGAUACCGACCUUACACUUGAACAAGUUAUACCUCAAUGUGAUGUUGUCAUCACUGGUGUUCCCACUCCUCAUUACAAAAUGCCCACAUCUUUAUUGAAGGAAGGCGUUGUAGCCAUCAAUUUCUCUUCAUCCAAGAACUUUGAAGAAGAUGUUAAGACGCGUGCAUCUAUCUUUGUACCUUCUGUUGGUAAAGUCACUGUUGCAAUGUUGGAACGUAACUUGCUUCGUUUGCAUGAUUAUCAACAUGAUUUGACUGAAAAGAGCAAAAAGUAAACCAUUACACACUAGAUAACCCUACACACAUUGUACUAUAAUAAUAAAGCUAAAUACAUACAUGACCAUGCUAA
Molecule: messenger RNA, 1037 nt
Organism: Mucor mucedo
Lineage: Eukaryota; Fungi; Mucoromycota; Mucoromycetes; Mucorales; Mucoraceae
Exons: 3
Coding region: 28-963 (311 amino acids)
Biological process (GO): purine nucleobase biosynthetic process
Cellular component (GO): cytosol
Molecular function (GO): methylenetetrahydrofolate dehydrogenase (NAD+) activity; methylenetetrahydrofolate dehydrogenase (NADP+) activity
Source: RefSeq, a predicted model, not a curated record